Messenger RNA from Aspergillus pseudoviridinutans, 549 nucleotides. RefSeq names its product CsbD family protein. The transcript is spliced from 2 exons. The record is from RefSeq and is a predicted model, not a curated record. The coding region runs from base 1 to 549 and encodes 182 amino acids. Lineage: Eukaryota; Fungi; Ascomycota; Eurotiomycetes; Eurotiales; Aspergillaceae.
AUGUCUGACAACACCAACAACAACAAUACCAACGCUUCCACCCUCAACAGCUACAUCAACCAGGCCACUGGCCUCGCCCAGCGCGCCAUGGGCUCAAUCACCGGCAACCCAUCCACUCAGGCCGAAGGCGAAGCCACCCACAACCAGGGCAAAGCCGAGCACGCCGCCAGCCACGAGACCGCCAAAUUGGGUCCCGUCGCGGCUGACCCGCAGACCGGCGCCGCGGCCAAGGACAACUCCCAGCGCACCCAGGGCACCUGGGAUCAGACCGUUGGGUCGGCCAAGGAGUCGCUCGGCAACUUGAUCGGCAACGAGAAUCUGCGCCGCGAGGGCCAGGAGCAGAAUGCUAGCGGCAAGGCGCAGGAGGCUAAGGGUCAGUUGCAGGAUUGGGGUGAGGGCGCCGCGGACCGGGCCAAGGGGGCUUUGGGAUCGGUUGGUGCUGCGGUCAAGGGUGAUCGUACUGAGGAGGAGAAGUGGAGAGAUGUGCAUGAUGAGGGGAAGGUCAGACAGAGAGGCGCGGAGGUGGAUAUGGAGAAGAAAUACGAUUAA